CCUUUUCACCUUCUUUCCGGGGUUCUUACAGCAAGUGAUGGUGGCUAGGUUACCCCCCACACACAUAUUGGUCCUUUUCGCUCAUGCUCUCUCGCGCCCUGCUUCGCGCUCUACCUGCAACACCUCGUCUUACUCCCCCAGUGUUCCCUGUGAUAGCAGCUGAGGUGGUUUUUAGAUUGAGCUCCGCAAAUCUGGGAAAAUCCCCACGAGAGAUAUCGCCAUUUGCUUCAGAGACGAUUUUACAGCAAUUGUAAUGUUUUCCAGACAUGGAGGCUUGACUUGAGUCUCUCGCUGUCCCUCCCUGUACGGAUGUUCAUAGUUCAACCAUCUCCUUCAGCACGCGGGUCCCUUCAGGAGUGACAACUGGCACCUUGGACGCGGGACUGGCGCGAGGGAGGCGGCACGAAUGUGCUGCCGGGUCUGUAUGUGCUGCUUUUCGCGCUGAGUGCGUUUUCGGGACUAGAAAGAGAAGAGCUUGCGCGUGCCAUUGUACCGGGGUCGGUUGUCGGGAAGACUCGUGAAGAUGCUGUGGAAUCGGAGGAUCCUCUUUUCACACGUGUGCUGCGCCAGCUUCCUUCUGUUCUGGAUUAUGCUGGGCACGGGGGUAGAGGUGAUGGGGUCCCAGCCAGGGAUUCCUCUCUCAGUGGUGAAGUUAUGGGCCUCGGCGUUUGGUGGAGAAAUUAAAUCAAUUUCUGCAAAAUACUCUGGAUCCCAGCUGCUGCAGAAGAAAUAUAAAGAAUUUGAGAAGUCCGUCCGAGUGGAAGAAAUUGAUGGCAUGAAAGUGGUAAAAACUCUAGCAAAGAAGAUGGAGGAAAUGUUCCGGAUGAAAAAGGAGGCCAUGCGGCGGCUGGUGGAGGCAGCAGAGGAGGCCCAUCUACAGCACGAGGAGGACCCAGAGCUGCAGUAUGAGUACUUUAACGCGGUGCUGAUCAACGAGGUGGAUGAGGAGGGCAACAACGUGGAGCUGGGAGGAGAGUUCGUUCUGGAACCCAACGACCACUUCAACAACCUGUCAGUCAACCUCAGCCUCAGUGUGGUGCAGGUGCCCACCAACAUGUACAACAAAGAUCCAGCCAUAGUGAAUGGGGUAUAUUGGUCAGAGGCCUUGAAUAAAGUGUUUGUGGAUAACUUUGAAAAAGACCCGUCCCUGAUAUGGCAGUACUUUGGCAGUGCCAAGGGCUUCUUUAGGCAGUAUCCCGGGGUCAAAUGGCAUCCAGACGAACACGGGGUCAUCGCCUUCGACUGCAGGAACAGGAAGUGGUACAUCCAGGCAGCGACGUCUCCUAAAGACGUGGUGAUCCUGGUGGACGUUAGUGGCAGUAUGAAGGGCCUGAGACUGACCAUCGCCAGACAGACGGUCUCCUCUAUACUGGACACACUGGGAGACGACGACUUCUUCAACAUCAUCGCUUACAAUCAGGAGAUGCACUACGUGGAGCCUUGUCUGAACGGCACACUGGUACGAGCAGACAGAAAUAAUAAAGCUCAUUUCAAAGAACACCUGGACAAGCUGUUCGCCAAAGGGAUUGGUCUGCUGGGUGACGCUCUGACCGAAGCGUUCACCAUUCUAAAUGAUUUUAACCAGACUGGGCAUGGCAGUGUGUGUAGCCAGGCUAUCAUGCUGGUGACUGACGGGGCAACGCAGAUGUACGACGACGUCUUCGCCAAGUUCAAUUGGCCAGACAGAAAGGUACGCAUAUUCCCUUACCUGAUUGGCCGAGAGUCUGCCUUUGCUGAUAACAUGAAAUGGAUGGCCUGUGCUAAUAAAGGGUAUUUCAGUCAGAUCUCCACACUGGCUGACGUACAGGAAAAUGUGAUGAGGUAUCUUCAUGUUAUGAGUCGUCCUAAAGUCAUCGACCACGAGCAUGACACGGUCUGGACAGAGGCCUACGUGGACAGCACUCUCUCCCAGGCACACAAGUCCAGAAACAAGAAGGGCCCUAGCCUGAUGACCACUGUGGCCAUGCCUGUGUUCAGCACCAAGAACGAGACGAAGAACCAGGGUAUUCUCCUAGGGGUAGUGGGCACAGACAUUCCUCUUCAGGAACUCAUGAAGAUCAUCCCUAAACACCUGCUGGGUAUCCACGGUUACGCCUUUGCCAUCACAAACAACGGCUACAUCCUGACCCAUCCGGACCUGAGGCCACUGUACCAGGAGGGCCAGAAGAGGAGGAAACCCAACUACAGCAGUGUGGACCUUUCAGAAGUGGAGUGGGAAGACAAGGAUGACUUUCUGCGUAAUGCCAUGGUCAACAGGAAGACUGGGACAUUCUCCAUGGAGGUGAAGAAGACAGUGGACAAAGGGAAAAGACUCCUGAAGAUGCACAAUGACUAUUUCUACACUGAAGUCAAGGGAACUCCCUUCAGUGUCGGAGUGGCUUUGUCUAGAGGCCAUGGAAAAUUCUUCUUCAGAGGAAACGUCUCAGUGGAAGCAGGGCUCCUUGACCUGGAACAGCCAGAUGUUGCGCUGGCAGAUGAAUGGACGUAUUGUAACACAGAUGAGCACCAUGAGCACCGCUCCCUCUCCCAGAUCCAGGCCAUUAAACUCUACCUGACCGGACGCAAGCCACACAUCAAAUGUGACAGAGAGCUGAUCCAGGAGGUGUUGUUUGAUGCUGUGGUCACAGCCCCACUGGAGGCCUACUGGACCGGCCUGGCCCUCAACAAGUCCGAGAACUCAGACAAAGGAGUGGAGAUUGCUUACCUAGGCACACGCACUGGCCUCUCUAGAACCAGCCUGUUUGUUGUCCCAGAGCACCUAUCCAAUCAAGACUUCCUGACGGCGGAGGAUAAGGAGGGGGUGUUCAACGCUGACCACUUCCCUCUGUGGUACAAGAGAGCAGCAGAGCAGGUUCCCGGCACCUUCGUCUACUCGAUCCCCUUUGGAGGAAAUGAGAAUAAGAGUGUGGUUUUGGCCAGCACUGCCAUACAACUGCUGGAUGACAGGAAGUCGCCUAUUGUUGCUUCCGUUGGGAUUCAGAUGAAGCUGGAUUUCUUUCAGAGGAAGUUCUGGACCGCUAGUAGACAGUGUGCUGCUCUGGAUGGGAAGUGCUCCAUUAGCUGUGAUAAUGAGGACAUCAAGUGUUACCUUAUUGACAACAACGGAUUUAUUCUGGUCACAGAGGACAACUCUCAGACGGGGCUGUUCUUUGGAGAGGUGGAGAGUGCUGUUAUGAACAAGCUGCUUCUCAUGGGCUCCUUCAAAAGGAUCACUCUGUAUGACUACCAGGCUCUCUGUAGAGAGUAUGCUGGCAGCAGUGACAGCGCACGCUCUCUAUCACAUCCCUUCUCCAUCGUGAAAUGGCUCCUGACCAAACUUGUCAUUUUCCUGCUGGAGUUCAACCUUUACAGCUGGUGGCAUGUUGAUCUCUCAGUCAAAGCCCAAAGGUCGAGGGGAAAGACCAUGAUGGUGCCAUGUGACACGGAGUACCCUGCCUUCGUUUCUGAGCGUACCAUCAAAGAGACCACGGGAAACAUCGACUGUGAGGGGUGUGUCAGAUCUUUUGUAAUUCAGCAGAUUCCCAGCAGUAAUCUCUUCAUGGUCGUCGUGGACAACAAGUGUGACUGCAGCUCUGCCCCCCUGGUUUCCAUGGAUCCCAUCGAGAUUAUGUACAAUGAGUCUCUGAAAUGUGAUAGGCUGAAGUUUCAGAAAGACAGAAAGCGGCCAGAAUCGUGUCAUCCUUUUCACCCCGAGGAGAAUGCCAUGGAGUGUGGAGGAGCAGCAUGCCUCUCUGCCCCCCUUACAGCAGCACUGCUCCCCCUACUGGCCACUCUCAUUAGCAGGUGACCACACCGCCCUCGAGGCCCACCGUCCUGGACCCAACACUGGAGAGAUUGAUAGACUGGCGCACCAUCAAAUGCUGACAACGCACAGGGAGCCUCGCCAACAAGAAGAACUUGCUCAUAACUAACUGAGUUGCGUAUUACCAACAGAGAGACGGACCAAUUGUAAAGCAUCUCCCUGACCAGCAGAGAAAUAACAAAUUAGACGACAUUGUUCAAGAGAAACAGAACAAUAUUCCAAGGGGAAAACGAUAUGGACAUUAGACAGAAAAAAUACACCUGGGAGCAGCAAUGAACGGGUUUCACAGGAUAACAGAAAGGACACAAGAUCAGUUGGAUAACAAAGCCAGCACUCUGUGAUGUAGGAACUAUCUUCCUUUAUGUGCAGUCAGUGAAAGCAUUACCAUGUUGAUUUAAAUCUCAGUUGGUUCACUCCACAUUAGAGUUCCAAAAUACUUCAAUACACUCUCACAGCUGUAAUACGCUGACUGCAAGCGGCAGGACAGGAUUUUACAGAAUAAAAGAUCCACUUUUCCCUACGUUCAAACAACAUAACACAGGCAACGAUAUACAGAUAUACAAAUCACAAUAUUUGACAUAAUUUAUUUGCAUGAGACAAAGUCCACUUGAUCAAUAGUUAUUGCUCUGGUAUCCUAUGGUGGCACUGGUGAUGAUGAGAUCUAUAGUGCCACUACUUGGUCUGGUGCAGCCAUCUAAGGUUGCAGUGACUUUAUAUUCACACAGCUUCUAAGGACAUACAUAAGGUUUACAUACCACAUUUCAUUGCCCCUUGUCCAUCGGCUCAGUUCUUGUAGCCAGUUGCCCAUGGUGGAAUUACCUGCAGGGCUUGACAUUAACUUUUUCUGCCACUUGUCCUUCAGACAAGUAAGACAGAUUUUUUACUUGUCUGAGCGGUUAAGGAGAACUGGCCAAAACCUCCCUCUGUUAAGGUGAGUGCAAUGCAGAUACUUGCAAAGGCUAUAAGCACAGCGUUCAUCAAAGCACAGCUUAUCUGCCAAGAUCUGCCUGCAAUCUCGGCUCUGCCUUAUAUCAGUUUCUCAGAAUUCUGGUCAGAGUCUUGUAAGUAGGCACAGAUGUGAGCAAUUAGUUCAUGAUUUAGUAGUAUCUUCCCUUACAGGCUGUCCAGCUUCACCACACUAUCCCCAUCCUAGGUGGAAAAGACCGUCCCUGAGUUGUUUCAAAGCCAUGUGGUAACUUUGGACUACGCUGGUGGCUGCCAGACUUGCACUGGUCAUGCUCCCCGAGACCGUUGGGCCUUCCUCCCACUGAAAGAGAUGCUGCUUCCCGUUGCUGAAGAAUGCCGGAAGUACCCUCUCGUAGAAGCUGGAGGUCAGAUGACCACUCUUGUGUGCUAUAUAUGCAACAGCCCUGGAUGCAGAACAGCCUCUCUCCGGGAAAAUCCACAGCAGACUGGAACCCCGGCCGGUGAUAACCCAUGGCUUGACCUCCAGUCAGCGGGAAGGCCUGCGAGGUUGGGCAGGAAAUCUCUCUCUCUCUCCCACCCAGCCGGGUCGUACCGGAGUCUCUGCAAAUAAACAAGGAACAAAGGGUUUGAGUUGUUUGAAAUGCACCACAGUUUCAGGACCUCUCUCUGCCAGUUCUAUGCGGCACAGGACCUCUAAAACCUGGGUCUAGCACUUGGAAAGGGUGUUUGUAGCACCUCUGUAACUUAGGACAUAACCCCCGCUUCUUAGCCUUAUUUCGAACCCAAACCAAUUCACCCACAGAUUAAUAUAGGAAAUUGGCCCGAAAAUCAAAGUUAGCUUUCUGCUGACUGGAGGCACUAGCUUGGUGUCUUUUCACUGACCACUAAUGUAGACAAAGUGUCAUCCAGCCACAAUACAUAUUCACUGACAGAUGUCAUUUUUUCCCUGUGAUCUAUGUCAAGCAUCACAUCGACUAGAAGAACAAUUUCUUAACCAAACAGCACUUUGUAUGGGUUGAACCCGGUACAUGCAUGAACACUACUACGAUAGACCAUCAUGACAUACGGUAGAAGAACAUCCCAGUUCAACACACUGUCCCCCAUCCUGGAUGGAACAGACCGUCCCUGAGUCACUCCGAAGCCAUGUGGUCUCUUUGGACCACGCUAGUUGCUUCUGGUCUCGCACUGCUCGUGCUCACCGAGAAAGUUGGGCUCCCGUUGACCUCCCUCCCAUUGAAAGAGACGCUGCUGGCGCCUCCCAUUGCUGAACAAGACCGGAAGACCCCUCUCGUGGAUGCUGGAGGUCAGAUGAUCUCUCUCAUGUGCUAGAUGCGCGCGAGCAACCCAUCUGACUGGGGAUGAUAAGCAAAGGUUCGAGAUUUGUGGAAGAGAUGUUCUUGAACAGUACGACCGGACAUAAUAAUGUCAUCCAAAUCAACUAAAUGGGUGGUCUACUGUGAAUCUUCUAGGACUACAUCCAUCAACCUCUAGAAGGUACUUGGUGCAUUGCAUAAACCAAAACGUAAAACGUUAAAUUCAAACAAGCCCCGUCUGGUGGAAAACACAGUUUUUGAUCUGUCUUUGGGGUCCAACCCGACUGUCUCAAGGGUGGAGAACCAGCGAGCCUUGUUCAAACUGUGAAGAGCAUCGUCAAUUCUCCGGAGCAGGUAAGCAUCUUUCUCAGUGACAUCAUUGAGUCUCUUUUUUUUACCAGAACGACAGGGGCUGUCCAGGGGCUACAUGAGGGGCGGAUGAUGCCAUGCUUUAGCAUCUGCUAAAUGUGGUCUACGGAUUCCUGUUGCAGUUGGAGGGGGAUCCUGCGCGGGGCCAUUUAAUGGGUUUUGCGUUACCGGUAUCUAUCUGAUGCAUCGUAAGGUGAAUUUGCCCUAGAUCCGUGUCUCCUGUACUAAAAACAGAAGUGUGCCGAUGGAGCAGUUCACGAAUGGAAUGAAGUUCGGCGCGUUCAAAACCUCUCUUUUCCAAACCAAAUUGUGCCACAAUGGUGUUUACAGACCAGGAAGGGGUGAUGCCCUAUUCUCUCCGCUUUUCGAAUUCCACUAUUUCACUAUCUACCUCUUCCUCGGUGAAUAGAGUGGCAAUUUCCAUGCCCCGUUUAAGAAUCUGGUUCUCAUCAGUCAUAUUAAUUAUACAUACUGGCAUAACCCCCUGGUCAACUGUACACACGACGUGAGCCACCAGGACAUCACAAUGGUUGAGCAGAGAGGAAGAGGGUUCCAGCAUACCUUUGGUGUACUUGUUGGGAAGACCUUCAACUGCCCAACCGGGUUAAUUACUUCGCAGCGGGGUGAGACUACUGUAUCAUAGUGAACAGUAACACGUUUGGGUUGGUUAGCAUCAUACAACAGCAAGAGAGGUAGCUUAUUUCCCAUUAGUCGGUAUCAUCUUCCAUAUCAAUCACAUCACCAAAUGUAGCUAGAAUGUCAGUGCCAAGCAGAAUGUCUUAGGGCAGGAUAUCCACCAUAAGAAUUCAGUAACUACGACUAAAGACUCAAAUUGACAACUGGUCUGCCAACGGCCCAGGAUCUACAUUUCCCGCCCAUUCGCUACAGCUACUUAGCCCUGGUAACACAUCAACUCAGUGCCUCCAUUAGUUAUUUUUAGCUAUGGAAACAACUGAAGCUUGAGCACUGGUAUCAACUGGUAGACGAUAGUCCCACCCACUUAGUUUAGCAUUGAGGUACACCCCGGAAGUGUUCUUGUCACAUGGAGAGGCCAGUCUAGAAGGAGGAGGAAGGGGGGGGGCGAGCAUUUGGCCUGCCGUACACACCCCCUCUAGUUUCCCGGCAGGUAGGGGCAGUUUCUUCUCAUAUGACGAUUACAUCCACAUUCCUAGCAGAAUUCGCUUCGGCCUCUGUUCCCUCAGUCAUAAGCAAACCCACUUUGUUCCCUAGUAGCGGGCCUAGCAGACGAAGACUGACUCGCCAGUCCCCACUACAUAAAUAAUCAAUAAAAUUAUCACGUGUAAACAUAUCCAGAGUAGUGGCAUCUGCAGUUGGGUACUCUUUCUCCAUUAACCGACGUGGAGCAUUACCAAAUUCACGGGCUGUUUCGUUAUGCAGCCUCCUCCUAGCCAGGAAGUUAGCACAGUUCCCAUUGUGACUGUCACAAGGGUCUAAACAUUUCCCCAUAGCAUUUUUCAACUGUGUGUAGUCACUUCUAUGCUCAACGGAAAGACCGCUAUAAAUGUCUCGAGCCCGCCCCGAUAGUAACAAAGACAUAUAUUUUAACUUGAGCCCAAAUUCCAAUUGUUUACCUUGGCAGCCAUUUCCAACUGUCCAGCCGAAACAGACCAUUCCAGACCCAUACCGGUAAAUGUUUCUGGCAUGAAGACAGGGCGCACCGACUGCAUGUUGCGGGGAAUGGCUGACCAUUAUGUGGAACGGGGGCUGCCAUCUGAUCCUAAGUUUGGUGUGUCCUCAUGGUCUGACAUAUAUAUCCCACUGGUGCCACCAGUGUAAUUAAGCUUGCUAGACCACACGAUAGGUGGGGCAAGUACUGGAUUGAGCAGAGUAGUUUGAGCCACCAUCUUUGUUUGACCGGUAUGGUCCAGCAAGGAUUGGACACGAAAACUCAACACAGAUAUAGAAAACAAUGAUCGUUAUUAACAACACCAUUUCAUAAGACAGGGUGCCUGAAAUGCUAGGUGACCUACUACAUUCAUAGAACCCCCUACUUUGAACUACACAGUCUGGAAUCCCCUUUCUGUUCGCCCCACAUACCCCAUGUUAUAUUUUUUUAAAUAUUUAACCAGACUAGGCCAACGAAAGAGGACAUCUGACAUGAUAUUGAACGUUUAAAUGUAAUAUUUAUACUCAGCGAAAGCUGAGACUCCCCUCUCUUUAAAACAGUAACAGUAGUUGUUUUAAAGUUGUGUUUUAGCUGCGAUUACAUUUUGAAAUCUUGCUCAACUGUCAUGUGCUUUCACAUUCAGAAUGAGUCUCUCCCUUCACUCCGCGCACAAAGUAGGGAGAGAGUGAGAGCAUACAGCGAAAACAGGGACAGAACAUAGGACAUGACAAUAACACAUGCUGCUAACGGCUAAAUAUACUGAACAAAAAUUAACGAAACAUGCAACAAUUUCAAAGAUUUUACUGAGUUGCAGUUCAUAUAAGGACAUCAGUCAACUGAAAUAUAUUCAUUAAGCCCUAAUCUAUGGAUUUCACAUGACUGGGAAUACAGAUAUGCAUAUGUUGGUCACAGAUACCUUAAAGGUAGUGGCAUGGAUCAGAAAACCUGUCACUAUGUGGUGCAACCAUCCUUUCCCUCAUGCAGCGCAACACAUCUCCUUCGCAUAGAGGUGAUCAGGCUGUUGAUUGUGGCCUGUGGAAUAUUGUCCCAGUCCUCUUCAAUGGCUGUGCGAAGUUGCUGGAUAUUGGCGCGAACUGGAACACGCUGUCAUACACGUUGAUCCAGAGCAUCCCAAACAUGCUCAGUGGGUGACAUGUCUGAGUAUGAAGGUCAUGGAAGAACAGGGACAUUUUCAGCUUCAAGGAAUUGUGUACAGAUCCUUGCGACAAGUGGCCGUGCAUUAUGAUGCUGAAACAUGAAGGCGGCGUAUGAAUGGUAUUACAAUGGGCCUCAGGAUCUCGUCAUAGUAUCUCUGUGCAUUCAAAUUGCCAUCGACAAAAAUGCAAUUGUGUUUGUUGUCCGUAGCUUAUGCCUUCCCAUACCAUAACCCCAGCACCACCAUGGGCACUCUGUUCACAACGCUGACAUCAGCAGACCGCUCGCCCACACAAUGCAAUACAUGUGGUCUGUAUUGUUAAAGGCCGGUUGGACGUACAGAGAAAUUAACAUUCAAUUCUCUGUAAACAGCUUGGGUGGACAGACCAUCCUGCAGGCAGCCUGCCAACUGCACACUCCUUCAAAACUUUAGACAUCUGUGGCAUUGUGUUGUGUGACAAAACUGCCCAUUUUAGAGUGACCUUUUAUUUUCCCAGCACAAUGUGCACCUCUGUAAUGAUCAUACUGUUUAAUCAACUUCUUGAUACACCACACAUGUCAGGUGUAUGGAUUAUAAUGUCAAAGAAGAAAUGCUCACUAACAGGGAUUUAAACCAAUUUGUGGACAGAAAUUGAGAGAAAUAAGCUUUUUGUGUGUAUUGAAAGUUCAUAGGAUUUUUUUAUUCCAGCUCAAGAAGCAUGGGACCAACACUUUACAAUCUGCCUUUAUGUUUUUGUUCAGUGUAGUUAAACACCGACGUAAGUAGCCAGACUAGGCUACAUGAUAUGUUUUGAAUUGGCUAUCUAUUAUUAUUUAUUCUAUAGGCUAGCCUACCUGCUGCUGCAAUGUCUCUCUCUCCUUGAGCAACAGCCCCCUCGACCUUUACUGACCAAACAAACCCUGUUAGAUGACCAACAAUCUGCUAUAACUGGGCAAAUAACUGACUAACUAGCAAGGAAUAGCAACAAAUGUGCACAGGUGUCUAAACAAGUCUCUAGUUUUAAAUUCAAACCUGCUGGCUCCUGAAGCCCCCAUGAGAUCCCAAAUCUAGAAGCAGUUUAGCUAACGCAUUAGCUAGCAAGCAAAAUGCUAAUUCUGUUUUACAAGAAAACGUCUGAGAUUACGCAAACACUGUAGCUAGCUAGCUAGGCCUCCUCAGCACCAAUGUUAUUUAACUGUCAUUGAAGUUGGUGGUCACUACUGGUUUCAGAUGACGAGUAAAACUCUCCGCCAUGUUUGGUGUUUUGGUAAGGGCUCAGAGUGACGUCACGCACCAAAGGAGCCUCAAAACCAAUCACGACGGAUAAGGAACAGGGAAUUGUUAAUUGUUUCCUUGUUUAUUUAUUUAUUUAUUUUUUUUACCUUCUUUUCUCCCUAAUUUCGUGGUAUCCAAUUGCUAGUAAUUACUAUCUUGUCUCAUCGCUCCAACUCCCGUACGGGCUCGGGAGAGACGAAGGUCGAAAGCCAUGCGUCCUCUGAAACACAACCCAACCAAGCUUCUUAACACAGCGCACCUCCAACCCGGAAGCCAGCCGCACCAAGGUGUCGGAGGAAACACCGUGCACCUGGCCACCUUGGUUAGCGCACACUGCGCCCGGCCCGCCACAGGAGUCGCUGAUACGCGAUGAGACAAGGAUAUCCCUACCGGCCAAACCCUCACGAUGCUAGGCCAAUUGUGCGUCGCCCCAUGGACCUCCAGGCCAGAGCCUGGGCGCGAACUCAGAGUCUCUGGUGGCACGGCUAGCGCUGUGAUGCAGUGCCCUUAACCACUGCACCACCCGGGAGGCCUCUUGUUUUUUUAAUCAAAUGAAUACAUUUUUUGAUGCUCCUGGACACAUAAUUAGUGAUGUAACCUGGAGUCAUAGGGUGUUUCGGGUCAACAUCACACACCCUCGUGCAGGCGACCCAACCAGGUUUGAUCAGAUCCUGACUUGUCUCUAGGUAGCAUUGCGCUGCUCCCGAUGGGUCUCCUCUCUUGAUCCAGAGACAUUGUGCUGCUGAUGGCUCUUCUCCUCUUCACUCCCUUGAUGCCAAGUGCGCUGCAGGCUCUGUAGAGGGAUUGCCCAGCAAAACCCUUGGAGCCUACCUCGAUAGGCAUGCACCUAGCCUUCCAACCCUGCUUUUGACAGUCAAAGACUUGUCCCUCAUACUUUGCCCUCUUCCUCCCAUACGCCUCCUGAAGACGAUCUUCCCAAGGGACUGACAGCUCAAAAAUAAUUAUGGUCUUUGUGGACUUUGAGACUAGGGUUAUGUCUGGUCUCAUGGUUGUCUUGACAAUGUGCUACAGGAACUUAACAUGGCUCAUCACAGUCAUGUCUUUGAUGACCGUAAAACGUUUGACGCUGAUCGGCCAUUGUGAAGUGGAUUUACAAAGGAUUUAAAUGGACACGUACAAUCUGAUUUCAAGAUUUAUCAAUAACCCUAAAUUUAACAAUGUUCCAUGGGCCUACACACUGAAUUUGGUUUUAUUUGGACCUAUGGUUCAUGAGAAUACCUUUUUCAAAGAUUUUCCAAAUGUCCAAGAUGGAGGAAAAUCUACCCUAAUAGACCUUAUGAUUCAUUGAGGAAAAUGUGUGCAGCAUGAGGAAAAACACCUACAUACAAAGUUUCCUGUCUCUAGGUGAAACGGGGCAGCAGAUAUGAAGGUUUAAGUUAUACUGCUUUUAACAGCGCCACCUAUAGGCCAAUCAGUGGCAUUCUUUCUUACCAAGUUACUCUAGUUUCUGUGUGCAAAAUUAGAAAAAAGUUAUCAAUCUAUGCUUGAGUUAUUUGACCAUGUCAAGGGGUAAAAAUUUUAAGAAUAACAAAAGGUUUCACAGCUUCGCUCUGGAUCACUAAUAAAGGAUGAGAAAGCACUGUGACAGCAAUGAUGAGAUCCUGAGCGCGUUACAGACCCCUCUUCGGAUGCCAGAGCAAAGAAACCAAUAUCCCUGUACAAGCACUGUAGAAAAUAACAAGAGUUAUGUAAAGGUAGUCAUAUGAAUUAAAAGAACAAAAAGAAUCCACCUUUUAAUAAAAGAGUACUAUACGAUUGAAAAGAAACUGUAAAAAAUAUGGUAUAGAGAUGCGAUUGUACGAUUUUAGAGGUAAAUAUUUGUAGCUUUAUUUUGAAGAAUAUAAUUCUGUCUUUUGGGAUAUGGAAGGGAUCAUGUAAAAUAACAGAGAAGAGAGGAUGGUUGAAGUCAAUGUAUUCUGCCUGCUUUAAGUUUUACAGCAGAGAACAUCUUCACCAGAUUAAAAAGAUGCAUGUGAAGGAUAAAAAAAAUACAUUUAAGUUACGGGAAAGGAAUAAAGUUCAGAGCUCUGGCUGUAAAAUGAAAAUAUGAACAUUUGCAUGUUUCAAUUUUUUAUUGUAACCAAUAACCUUUAAUGCUUACCCCGAUCCCAAACCCCUUCGUUUGAGGACGCUGCUACUAUCUAAAUAAACACAAAUCAAUAUUUUUUAUCUGUCUUUCAGCUCCAAUUCUUUACUUAACUUCAACAGUUGCAUUUAUGUGGGUGUUGAUUUACAGUUACCCUAAUGCAAUUAGCUAAACAAAUGAAUAAAAAGCUACUGUAUUUAGCCCUUACGGUUUAUCAUAAUGAUCUUACACAAAAACAUGACAACUAGUAAAACAUAAAAUAAGUACAAAUACAAUCACUGAGCCAGGUGAUAAUAGAGAGCAGUGAUAAUACUGUAGCCAUUCUCUACAUACAACAUCCUGUAAGAGGCUCAAAGGGUGUGGUGCAGACAUAGGACAUUUUGCGAUCAGUAGCCACAGUGCUGUGAAAAAGUAUUUGCCCAUUUCAAAUGUUCUCUACCUUUGCAUAUUUUUGAUACUGAAUGUUAUCGGAUCGUCAACAAAAACCUCAUCGUAGAUAAAGGGGACCUGAGUGAACAAAUAACACAAAAAUUACAUACUUAUUUAAUUUAUUUCAGAAACAAAGUUAUGUAGCACCCAAUGCCCCUGUGGGAAAAAGUAAUUGCCCCCUUUCACUCAAUAAUUGGUUGUACCACCUUUAGCUGCAAUGACUCCAACCAAACGCUUCCUGUAGUUGUUGAUCAGUCUCUCACGUCGCUGUGGAGGAAUUUUGGCCCACUCUUCCAUGCAGAACUGCUUUAACACAGUGACAUUUGUGGGUUUUCAAGCAUGAACUGCUCGUUUCAAGUCCUGCUACAACAUCUCAAUUGGAAUUAGGUCUGGACUUUGACUAGGCCAUUCCAAAACAUCCCAUUUGUGGCUUUUUAGCCAUUUUCACUUGAUUGUGUGUUUUGGAUCAUUGUCUUGCUGCAUGACCCAGCUGCGCUUUAGCUUCAGCUCACAGACAGAUGAGCUGACGUUUUCCUGUAGAAUUCUCUGAUACAGAGCAGAAUUCAUGGUUCCUUCUAUUAAGGCAAGUCGUCCAGGUCCUGAGGCAGCAAAGCAUCCCCAAACCAUCACACUACCACCACCAUGCUUGACCGUUGGUAUGAGGUUCUUACUGUGGAAUGCAGUGUUUGGUUUUCACCAGGCAUAAUGGGACCCAUGUCAUCCAAAACGUUAUACUUAAACUCAUCUGUCCAUAGAACAUUCUUCCAAGAGUCUUGACGAUCAUCCAGGUACUUCCAGGUGCUUUUUGGCAAACUUGAGUCAAACCAAGGAAGCGUUUGGUUGCAGGCAUUGCAGUUUAAUAAGGUGGCACAACCAGUUAUUGAGUGUAAGGGGGCAAUUUCUUUCACACAGGGAAUUGGGUGUUGCAUAACUUUGUUAAUUAAAUAAAUAUAUAAGUAUGUUUCUUUUUUUGUUAUUUGUAAACUCAGGUUCCCUUUAUCUAAUAUUAGGUUUUGGUUGAAGAUUUGAUAACAUUCAGUAUCAACAAUAUAGAAAAAUAGAGAGAAUCCGAAAGGGGGCAAAUACUUUUCACGGCAAAUACUUUUCACGUCAGUGUAGAGGAAGUCAGUAGGCUAUCCUGCUGGGCUGAGGUUUCUGGUGUGUCGGGGAUUGAGCUGUAUAUGUGGUACAUAUCAGACUAGAUAAAAGAAACAGACAGUUUCACUUGAGACAUUUGAAAAUACACAUUGUACAUACUGUAUUUAGACACGAAGCGUGAAAAAUGCUAAAGUUUGUAUCAUUGAUUUGCAUUGGAUUUGUACUACAAAUUGUAAAAAGUUAGCAUUUGGAAACAGUGGCCAGGUAAAUAAAAGCAAAGCAUGGAUUGUUGUCAUACCUUGUCAAAAGGAUGCUUACAGGGUAAGGAAACCAGUGUGUAAAUGUGUAAUUAUGUUUAACUAUCCCUCUAACUGACGUUCCUACAAUGCAUUUGAUGUGAUAUCAAUAAACUUUUUAUUUUAAAGAAAA
This is a messenger RNA of Salvelinus fontinalis (brook trout), 14511 nucleotides long. Its product is annotated as voltage-dependent calcium channel subunit alpha-2/delta-3-like. The transcript has 38 exons. NCBI's taxonomy places the organism in Eukaryota, Metazoa, Chordata, Actinopteri, Salmoniformes, Salmonidae. Gene Ontology annotation, cellular component: voltage-gated calcium channel complex. The record is from RefSeq and is a predicted model, not a curated record. Gene Ontology annotation, molecular function: voltage-gated calcium channel activity. Bases 524 to 3787 code for a protein of 1087 amino acids.